This is a messenger RNA of Aphanomyces invadans, 1505 nucleotides long. RefSeq lists its product as hypothetical. The transcript has 3 exons. The record is from RefSeq and is a predicted model, not a curated record. Bases 51 to 1457 code for a protein of 468 amino acids. NCBI's taxonomy places the organism in Eukaryota, Oomycota, Saprolegniomycetes, Saprolegniales, Verrucalvaceae.
UUAAGUUAAGAGCAGAACGUUGCAAUAUCUUGGCGACGCUUCACCCGUGAAUGACCAUGGCCAGCCGCGUAGACGACUCGAGCGACGUCGCGAUGCCGCCAAAAGACCUGGCCGAGUUGGAGGUUGAUUCAACGGCAUCGGAGAACCUAUCCGUGCUGUGCGUCAAACGAGGCAUUGCAAACAGUCAAGGUUUGUCGUCGACUGUCGUCAAGGUUGCACCCGACGCUCCUUCGACGGUCCAAGUUGACCUCCCUGGGGUCGAAGGCUCCAACGAUGCACGUGCGCACGCUCUCGAGCUUGAGAAUAAAGCGCUGGCUGCUGAGCUCACUCAAUCUUAUGCAAGGGAGGCACGGUUACGCGCGCACGCGACAGCAUUAACCGAGCGCCUGCACGAGGCGUCGUCCGUGCAAGUUCAUCCUGAAUCGGUCGAGUCCAAGGAAGUAAAUCUACUGCGCCAACACGUCCGUCGACUCCAAGACAUGGUAGACGAAGUCGAGCGCGGCCGGCAGCAAGCCGUAUUCAAAAUCAGCGAGUUGGCGACGAAAGUUGCCGCCAAUGGCGAGGACCACGUCGAGGUGGAGUGGAUCCAGAAGGCAAAGCAUGACUUUGAGCUGCUCAAUCAAAGAACGCGCCUACUCCUCGCGCAGCAGGAAGAGCGCCACGCAGCAGCAUUAGACGUCGCGAUGCGGCGACUCGCGCUCGAGCACGCCGCCGCCAUCGACAAACUUCGACUGAAUCACGAGAUUCAGCUGACGGAAUGGCGUCACGAGGAAAGCCGUCGUAUGAAGGAGGUCGAGGCAGCUAUGGAAGCCGACAAGUCGAGCGUCCGACUCGAGAUGAAGCACAGCAUCGAGUCGACGCGCAUCCACCAGAGGGUGGUCGUGCCUGCCGCAACUGCUCCGUCAACGCCAAGGGAGGAUGUGGUGGAUGCGGACACAAUCGUGCGAUUGAAGCUAGAUGCACUUCGAACUAGGCGCAUGGAUGCACUCAAGAAGAUGGGACUCAUUCGCAUUUCCAUGACCCGAACGCGGCUUCACGUGGCUUGGAUGCGGUGGAGUGUUCACGGGGGCGUCGUCCAUGCCCGAAAACGGAUCAGUUGCCACAGCAUCGCCACCCUGCUCGCGCAGCGGCGCCAUCAAGCGGCUCGACGACGAUUUCAAGGAUGGUACCUCUACACGAAGUUGCAUCACUGGCAGUCGAUUCACAGUUCGGUGCUAAGCCGCAUCGUCGCCGUCGAGCGGCUUCGCCAUGUCAUGCACUUGCGAGCGCGAACCAAAGUCAUGCGAGCGUUUGCAAGGUGGAGGGGAGGGAACCACGUUGUGGGCGAUGGUAGCCGCGAGGCAGCGCAACUCCGCCAAGAGGUCACGAUGCUGCACGACGAGCUCGCCAAAACAAAGGCCGAGACAUGGCGGUGCAAGCGCCAAAUGCUACAGCAAUUCAAGCAAUCCGCCAUGUAAAACACGUAAACGUUCGUAUCGAUAACAACGUCCGCACUAUGAUUGCAA